AUGAAGCUUUUGUCUCUUGUUGCCGCCGCGUCUCUCGUCUCGAGUGCCGUGGGCGAGGUUUUCUACGAGACCCGUUUCCACUACAUCACCGUGGAUGCCAACGGAAACAUCGUUGGCAGUGUCAUUUCCGAGGCCUUGGCCGAGACUGGCCUUCCGGACUUGGAACCUGCCUCGGCCACGGCUCUUGCCGUCGAGUCCGACGCCCCUGACUCCGCUCCUGCGGCCUCUACCCCUGCCGCAAACGCUGCACCUAAACCCACCACUACAACCCAGGCUGCGCAGCCAGCCACGACGACCUCGAGCACUGCCCCUGCCUCGUCGACGUUUGCGCAGGCAUUGGCCGACACCGGCUCGUCGUCUGGCGUUUACGCCGAGAUUGGUGCCUCUGGCGUCGACGAAAAGUUCGCCAAAGCCAUCUUGGACGCACACAACCAAAAGAGAGCAGACCACUCUGCGGGCCAGUUGAGCUGGUCGACCGAAGUGUACCAGUACGCGCAAAACUACGCCAACGGCUACGAAUGUGGUGCCGACUUGAAGCACAGCGGAGGAAAGUACGGUGAAAACUUGGCCAGCGGCUUCAAGGACGGUGUUUCUGCCUUUGACGCUUGGUACAGCGAGGGCAGCGGCUACGACUAUGCUUCUGCUUCCACCUUCAGUCAUUUCACGGCCAUCAUCUGGAAGGGCACUACCAAGUUGGGAUGUGCUUACAAACAAUGUGGAAGUGAUGGCAUGUACGUGAUUUGCUCCUACGAUCCAGCUGGCAACAUUGUUGGCGAGGGCAAGGAGAACCUUUCUCCAAACUAG
Messenger RNA from Clavispora lusitaniae ATCC 42720, 804 nucleotides. Its product is annotated as Cysteine-rich secretory family protein. NCBI's taxonomy places the organism in Eukaryota, Fungi, Ascomycota, Pichiomycetes, Serinales, Metschnikowiaceae. Gene Ontology annotation, cellular component: extracellular region. The record is from RefSeq and is a predicted model, not a curated record.